Molecule: messenger RNA, 687 nt
Organism: Volvox carteri f. nagariensis
Lineage: Eukaryota; Viridiplantae; Chlorophyta; Chlorophyceae; Chlamydomonadales; Volvocaceae
Exons: 4
Biological process (GO): protein phosphorylation; regulation of cytokinesis; mitotic spindle organization
Cellular component (GO): spindle pole centrosome; spindle midzone; spindle microtubule
Molecular function (GO): protein kinase activity; ATP binding
Source: RefSeq, a predicted model, not a curated record
GUGGUCCUCAAGAUUUACACUCUGAGCAGCUUAUCGGACUUCCUCCGAAACCAAGUACUUCGAGAGCUGGACAUUCACUCCCGGCUGGACCACCCCCAUGUCGUACAGCUGCUGGCGGCAUUCCGGGAGGGUGACAAGCUCGUCCUGGUGUUGGAGUACGUGAGGGGGGGUUCCCUGGACCGCGCUCGUCGCAAGCUCGGUGGCCGCAUGAGCGAGCAGCAGGCAGUUGAGCUGGUGAUGGCGCCCUUGCUGAGGACACUGCAGUACCUCCACACCCGGGCCAUUGUGCACAGGGAUAUCAAGCCGGAGAACCUGCUCUUCACUUCGGACUGGAAACUCAAGGUCUGCGACUACGGCGUGUCUGUAUGUCUGUCGGAGGAGCGGGCGGUCACACGAACCGGCUCCCGAGAUUACAUGGCGCCGAACAACGCCCAGCUGGCGUACACCACCGCCGUGGACAUUUGGAGCGUGGGUGUAUUGACGUACGAGAUCCUGGUGGGCUUUACCCCCUUCCCGGGGGGACCCCCGCCGCUGGACGACACAUCCCCCAACGCCAGCCGCCGUCUGCCCAACUUCCCUUCCUGCGUCUCGGCGGAUGCGCGGGCCUUUGUGGCGACUUGCCUGUCAGACGCGCCCGGCGACCGCCCCACCAUUUUUGAGCUCCUGAAGCACCGCUGGGUGCAGAGC